AUGGCAUCCCCUUCUUCAUCUUCCUCCUCCUAUAAUCCACCUUCAUCUCCUCACUCACACACAAUUCCGUUACCCGAUCCAACGAUCAAUCACUUACUAUCCAUACCACCACUGCUUAAUGAGAUAUCACCUUCUCUAGCCGCACUUCACAUGGCAAGAUUAAGAUUGAUAUUGGCCAUCCCUGCUGCGAGGAAUAACACAUCUCACUUAGGUGGCUGGUGUAAUCUAUGUGGUGGAUUACGUCUUUCUCAAGGUGGAGCCGAAUCUAAUAUUGGAAGUGGAAGUGGAAGUGGAAGUGGUGGUGGAAGUGGAUCCGAAGUUGAUAAAUUACGAAAAUCAGAUAUACCUACUUUUAUCAAGAAACAAAUAUACACGAAUAAAAGGAAAUUAUCUUAUAGGAAUGCGAUCUGUGGAACGUGUGGUGAAAAAUACCAAAAACCAAUUCCGAAUAGAGAAACAUUAAAUUCAUUUCCACCUUCAAGGAGAUUAAGAAGGAUUAAUAGAAAAGAUCAAGAUUGGAUUUCAUCUACAAAGGAUGUUGACGUUGACGUUGAUAUAGAUCAAGAGAAGAUGAAAAUCCAACAUACCAAAUCAGACAAACAAGAUAAACAAGAUCAACAAGGUAAACAAGAUAAACAAGAUCAACAAGGUAAACAAGAUAAACAAAAGGAUCAUUUAACAGAAUCAUCAGAGAUUGGAUCAAAUCACAAUCCCGAUAUCACCUCAAUCAGUCACUCGUCUUCUGGAGUUAUUUCCUCAAUUGACCCGAAUACAGAUAUCAUAAUGGAACCCACCCCCCUUGCUCCUCCUCCGAAACUGUUAACAAGACCAUCCCUCUCACAUAUCCCAAAUUCAUCGCCCAACUUGCCUACUUAUCCUCAACCACCACCAACUCACCAACCGUCCUCAUCUAAUUUGACAGCAAAGAAAACUUCCGGAGGCGGAGUGGUGAAGAGGAAAAAGAAGUCUGGUUUAGCUAAAUUACUAGCUGAGAAUAAGGAGAGGGAGAUGGUCAGUCAGGGUUCAGGUGGUAUGUGGGGUCUGGGAUAG
This is a messenger RNA of Kwoniella shivajii, 1050 nucleotides long. RefSeq lists its product as uncharacterized. The transcript has a single exon. The record is from RefSeq and is a predicted model, not a curated record. Lineage: Eukaryota; Fungi; Basidiomycota; Tremellomycetes; Tremellales; Cryptococcaceae. Bases 1 to 1050 code for a protein of 349 amino acids.